AUAAAAAUGAAUUUUAAAUAUUAUUUUAAAUUAAUUUUUAUAUUUUUAAUUUAAUGUGUUAAAAAAUGUAAAAUAUUAAGCCAACUCAAAUUAUAAACUUUAGUUUCAUAUAAAAUCCUAAUAUUAACAAUAAUGGAGGAAAUUAAACAGGCUAGGAGUAAGGAUAAACAAGAACAGAAAUAUACCUCUGUUCAGAGGUCCAUGGAUAUCUUUAUUAGGUUAACUAACCUUUCUAUGGAGUGGAACAUGUGUUGUUUUGUAGGAACAUUCGUUUCCAAUUCAGAACGGGAAAAGUACUGGGAUAAUAUGCACAAGAAAAUGGCUCAAUCAAUCCUAGAUAACAUUAAAACCCUUAAAGGAUGCUGGGUUAAACUUGGCCAAUUUUUGAGCACUAAGUCAGGCUUCCUACCGAGAUAUUACUUGGAAGCACUUUCACAAUUACAAGAUGUCAUGCCUAAUAGUGAUUUUUCAGAGAUUAUAGAUACAAUAGAGGAGGAUUUGGGGUAUAUGGACGACAUUUACUCAAGUUUCGAUUCAAUUCCAAUAGCAAGUGCAUCGAUAGCUCAAGUCCAUAAAGGACGGUUAGCUGACGGAUCUCUAGUGGCAGUUAAGGUCCAACACAAAUCUAGUGAACAGAACAUGUUAAAUGAUAUAGAAAUCCUCAAGAUGAUCGCCUCGUUAAUGAAUUCUGCUGGAAUAUACCCCUACAUCAGAGACUAUUUCGAAGAGUAUGCAUCAUAUGCCGCUAAGGAACUAGAUUUUGUUGUUGAGACUGCAAAUAUACAGUACUCACAUGUGGAUGUGUAUAGAUCUAAAGUUCCAGUUAAGGUCCCCAAACUGUAUUCAGAUUACUGUUCACGUCAUGUUAUAACAAUGGAGUUCUAUGAUUUGUACAAGUUCACAGAUAAAGAGUUUGUCGAAAAACACAACGUCAACAUGAUGCAAAUGAUAUAUGAUCUUCACGACUUUGCAUUUUUCCAGACCAUGUCCUGCGGAAGGUUCCAUUCUGACCCACACCCAGGAAACCUACAACUCACAUAUGACCAAAAGGACAAGAAAGUGUACCCUGUGUUUCUCGACUGGGGAUUUACAACACACAUAGAUGAGGUUGAGCGGCUGGGAAUAUGUAAACUUUACAUAUCAGUUUACACGUUUGAUUUUCUCGGAUUAACAUCAGCCUUGCUUGAAAGCGGGUUUACCCUACUGAACAUGUAUCCAUUUCGCUACGAUUUACUCUUCAAUUCCCUUAUUUCUAUCCUCCUGUCAUCCCAUAGAACGACUUUUGGAGCCAAGAUGUCUUCCAAUAUUGUUAAUGAUCUUAAGCAGGCUCAGGCCAGGGUUCACAAGCUAAUUCAAGAGUUUUUGACGCUAUACUUCGAGAAGGCACCUAACUACGUCCCACUUUCAUUCAAGGUGAUGGCAGAAUAUCUUUCACUUUCAAGAACUGUAGACUCAUUUGCUCCAUUUCUACAUCUCAUAUACAAGAAUGCUUCAUUUGCAAUGUAUUCUGUUUAUGACUCUCCACUAAAUUAUUACUAUGGAGCACUCGGUUUCCCACUGCUACAGAAUAAACUUAACGUACUAAAACACAAACUUCUAAAGAUGGGAGUCCACUAUACAUUUUAUGAACUCCUGGAAAAGCUGUCGAACGACUCUCUUGUUAGGAAUAAGAACUUUAGGAUAUUUUCAGAACUCAUUUUAAUUAAUAGCAAGAACCUGCUUGAAUCAAGGAUAGCAGAUUUACUGAGGCAUUUGUAUCAAGAUAACGACAAUUUAAUAUCGUUUCAAAUAGCAGUUAUUCACAACGGCUCAAUAGAUGUCGAACUCUCAUUUGGUAAUAUUCACAAGUAUGAAAAGAGACCGAUUUCAAACGAAUCCCUAUUCCCACUAUUUUCAAUCACCUCAGGGUUACUUUCUGUCGCAGUUUUACACUUAUCAUCACUCGGAAUGAUCGACUUGGAUGAUAGGGUUCACAACUACUGGCCUGAAUUUAAGAAUAAAAAAGAAUUUAUCACAGUUCGAGAUGUUCUCAACCACAAGUGUGGAGUUAUAUACAUUGAGUACCCGUUUUUUGAUCUGUUUACCUCACGGGAGAACAUGCUUUCUUGUAUAGAAAAUGCAGAGUUUUUAGACCACAGUGAAUCAGGUGCUGAUUACAUGUUCAUAAUCUAUGGGUUCAUCUUAUCUGAGAUUAUCACGAGGGUCACUCAAGUUCCAACUGAGCAGUUUGUUCUCAUGUUGGCAUCAAUGGUCGGCAUCGAUAACAAAAAUUUUCUUUUUCCAAACAUGGUUGACACUGAUGAGGACGAAUCUGACAGUGAAUCAAAUGAAGAUAACGAACAUACUGCUUCCGAGGAACCAAACCCUGCUAUCAAUUUCACCGACACUCUGAACGUUCUUUUCGAACAGAGUGUUUCGGUGUUUUGGAAAAACUUACCAACAUUCCAGUUGUUUAACACUGGCCAAAAGAAAUCCCCUGAACAUAGCGACUCAACUUCCAGUGAUGAUGGUAGCAUUGAAGAUGGGGAAGAAGAUAAAGGCCCACAAACUAAACAAUUUGCUUACCGCAACGAAGAAGAUGACUCAAAGUUUAGAUACUCAGACAGUUCUGACGUGGAAGAUAAACCAAAUUCAAACCCGAGAAAGGCUGAAGAUUCUAAGUACAUUGAUCUUAACAUCAAUUCACCUAAAUCUGGCUCGAGCUACUGCGAUUCAAGCGAUUCAGAUUCUGAUGACAACAGAAACAGAAAUGUUAAAUUUGUUUCACUGGACGACAACCGACUUGACAGUAAUUUGAGGACCCUCAACAUAACUAUUGAUGAAUACAGAAAGAAUUUGUCAUUUGAGUCUACAGUGAUUGACAUUCCCAGGGAUGAUAAAGGCGAAAUCGACUCAACUUACUACUGCUACUGCUAUAAGUAUGAUAAGGACUUCCCGGACGACGAAAUCAAACGCUGUUACGUUCCAACUAAGUACUGCCCUAUGGACAACAGAUUUGUGAAGCUUUUGAGAGCAUCCUCACUUGACAGUCUGUACCCAGCCUAUUCUAAGAUGAUGACACCACAACAGGAAGAGUACCCUGACACUGACUAUUGCAGUGUCAUUUUUACAGAAUCCCCUUCCGACUCAGAUUCUGAAGAUAUUUCUGAGCAAAUUGAACUGUCAUUCAGGAAAACAUUUGACCGACUCUCAUCCAUCAAGUGUGACUACGAGGACCCUAACUAUCGCAGCAUUAAUUUCACUGAGAUUAGGAAGUCUGAAAGCACCCAAGAUGACCCAAACCUCAACAAUGAACUUGAAAAUGCAUCCAAAAAUGACCAACUAUCAUCAAAUGUUAUUGGGAAGAUGGGUAAGAUGGUGAGAAUUCGUAAUAAAGUUUGUUUUACUGAAAACCCUCCAGUGCAUCCUACCGCUUUUACUUACCCCGACUUUGUUAGGUUUAACUGUCCUUUCAUUAACCCUGUUAACACAAACUAUCCUAAGUUUUACAAAAAUUCCGUUCCUUUUCUCAAUGCCCGGAGUAACUCUCUUUCCCUUUGUCUUUUCUACUACUCAAUUCUUUCAGGGUCACUCAUAUCUACAGAGUUGCUUGAUCAGGUCAUGCAACACAACAACGAGGACAAUUCCUUUCUAAAUCGCAUCUUUGCAGGAUUGUUUAAACCUACAUUUUCACUUGGGUUUCAAAAGUUUACGUUUCUGGACACUGAUAAUAAUGUUUACCAGGGCUUCGGCCAUUCUGACGUUUCAGGCUCAGUUGUUUUUGGAGUUCCCGGUUUAAAUCUGUGCAUUUCUAUUUUCGUCUCAAACUGUGCAAGACAACAUGUUCUUUUCAAGGUCCUCCAAUUUAUUUUGAAACACUACGGUCUGAGGCUAAUGGGCUACAAUAUUCUGGACUCGAACCUCUAUAAGGCUCUGUCCCUCUUGUAACAUACUUUUUAACACUAAUAUGUAAAGUAAUUUUCUACUAUAAAUUUAUAAA
Molecule: messenger RNA, 3979 nt
Organism: Theileria parva strain Muguga
Lineage: Eukaryota; Apicomplexa; Aconoidasida; Piroplasmida; Theileriidae
Product: ABC1 family protein
Exons: 3
Coding region: 133-3927 (1264 amino acids)
Biological process (GO): protein phosphorylation
Molecular function (GO): protein kinase activity; ATP binding
Source: RefSeq, a predicted model, not a curated record